AUGACAGAAACCAACUCAGAUCCCACCACUAAUCCCUCAAGCCCCUAUUACCUGCAUCCUGGAGAAAAUCCAGGCAUUACCCUCAUUUCCCAGAUCCUCACUAAGUCUAAUUACUCAUCCUGGAGCAGAAACUUAAAACGUGCUCUUCUGUCAAAAAACAAAGUCAAAUUCAUUGAUGGCAGCAUUCAAAAGCCUACCAGGACUGACAAGUUAUUUGAAGCAUGGGAAAGAUGUGAUACUAUGGUUCUUUCUUGGAUCAUCAAGACCCUAUCACCACAAAUUGCAGACAGUGUCCUUUAUGCUGACACUGCUCAAGAACUUUGGGAAGAGCUCAAAGACCAUUUUUCUAAGGGUGAUUAUUUCAAGAUUUCAGACCUAUUACAAGAUAUUCACUCUAUAAAGCAAGGAGAACGAAAUAUCAGUCACUAUUACACUGAUUUAAAAAUCCUUUGGGAAGAACUUGAAUCUCUCCGGCCUAUACCCACUUGCACCUGCCCUAACCCAUGCACUUGUGAUCUAUCCAAAAUCUCCCUUAGAUACAGAGAGGCUGAACACGUCAUUUGUUUUUUAAAAGGCCUUAAUGACACCUAUCAAACUGUUCGCACUCAAAUCCUCCUCAUGGAGCCCCUUCCCAACAUCAACAAGGUUUUUUCUCUUCUAAUACAACAAGAAAGACAAUAUCAGGACAGGGGAGGCACAAAUGACACCUUCAAGAUUUUAGCCAGCACAGUUGACAAGACCAAUUGGAGAGGUCAAGGCCGUGGCACAAACUCACGUGGCCAAGGAAGGGGCAGAGGGAGAAAUCCCAAUUAUGGGAAACAAUGUUCCCAUUGUCACAAGAUGAAUCACACCAUUGAUGAGUGCUACCCUAAACACGGCUUUCCGCCAUGGUAUAAGAAGAAUGAUAAUCAAAAUAGUCAAGACAGGGGCCACAAUGAAUGGAGCUAUGCUAAUGCUUGCAAAGAAGAUUCAAAUUCUACCCAGACUCAAAGUGCUCAACAAGAAAAACAGAGUAAUCCUAUGCAGGGUUUUACCCCUGAACAGAUGCAGAAACUGCUGCAAAUCAUAGAGAAUACCCAGACACAAAAUAUUCACAGCAUCAGUCAAGUCCAAAGAAACACUCCUGGAGAAAAUCAAGGUACUUUUUCCUGGAUUAUAGACACUGGGGCCACUGAUCACGUGACCCAUGAAAAGAAAUAUUUCAUUACGUUUCAGAAAAUUAAACCUAUUACAGUCAAACUUCCAAAUAAUUCUGUGGUUACAGCCCAAUAUGCUGGAACAAUACAAUUUUCUGAAAAUUUUAUCAUUUUUAAUGUUCUCUACAUCCCUGAAUUUUCUUUUAAUCUCAUAUCUGUACAAAGCCUAACAAGAGAUUUAAAUUGUGUUCUAACCUUUUCUUCUAAGUCUUGCCAGAUUCAGGACAGUUCUACCUUGAAGAUGAUUGGGCAUGCUAAAGUUCUCAAAGGCCUUUACUAUCUUCAGUCUUUUCCUGUUUUUACCCAGUAUUAUGUACCCAAGGCUGUUCUUUCUUGUAAACAUGUUAAUGAUGAUCUAUGGUUGCCUACCCCUGUUCUUAAGGGUAAGACACCUUAUGACUUGAUGUAUAACACACCUCCCACUUAUUUGAACUUGAAAACCUUUGGUUGUCUUUGUUUUGCCUCAACUUUAGAACAUAAUAGACACAAGCUUGAUUCUAGAGCUAGGAAAGGUGUUUUCUUAGGAUAUAAAAAUGGAGUCAAAGGAUAUGUUAUACUUAAUGUUAAUACUAGAGAAAUUUUCCUAAGCAGAAAUGUUGUUUUUCAUGAGAAUGUUUUUCCUUAUAAAGACCAACAAGACAAUAAGCAGAAUUAUACUGAAAAGGAGAUUGAAACUGUUUUUCCAAAUAAUUUCUGGUAUGGUCUUAAUUGUAAUGAGACUCAAGAUUAUCUAGAAAAUAUAAAUACUGAACAAGAAUCUGAUCACAGAGAAAAUCCUAACACAGAUAUUGGAAAUAGUCAUACUAAUACUGAUAAUAGCCCUAGACGACCCACUAGAACAAAAAGGGUUCCUGGAUAUCUUAAUGAUUACAUCCAUCAAGUUAAUUAA
Messenger RNA from Vigna radiata var. radiata (mung bean), 2085 nucleotides. RefSeq lists its product as uncharacterized. Lineage: Eukaryota; Viridiplantae; Streptophyta; Magnoliopsida; Fabales; Fabaceae. The record is from RefSeq and is a predicted model, not a curated record. The transcript is spliced from 2 exons. The coding region runs from base 1 to 2085 and encodes 694 amino acids.